UGCCGGUACGACUUUAUCGCGGGUAUUCAGUGAGCCACGAACUUUCGAUCGCGCAACAACGACAACCGGGUGUGUCGCUGGAAAGAAGUAAAUCAACUGUACCAAACUAAAAACCACCAAAAACGCGGUGCAUCCAGUGCAACUGCAAGUGUGACGCCACAAAACAGUCAUAAAAAGUGGUGAUAAGUUUAACAACAAAAACACAUCAUAAUGAACCCCGGUGGUAAAGGAUCCGGUCCGGAAGGAUUUCAAACGCAGCCAUUAAAUCAACCGCCCUACCCUGCACAGUCACCACCAUACCCGGGCCAAGGGCCGGUAGCAACUGGUGGAUAUCCUCAUCCUUCGGCAAACGUACCAAAUUAUGCGCAUCCACCACCUCCGCCACCGUACGAUGCUAACUCGAACGUGAUCCCACCGCCACAGAAUGCGUCCACGACUUAUGUGCAAGUUGUAACCAGUCCACAAGUAGGCCCGGAUCCGGCCUCGAUGGUGUGUCCCUCCUGUACCAAGCACGUGAUCACCCGGCUGGACUAUGAAACCUCAACUAAAACCCACAUUGCAGCCGGGCUACUAUGCCUUUUUAUAUGUUGGCCAUGCUUCUGGAUCCCGUACGUGAUCGAUUCGUGCAAGAACGCUAAUCACUAUUGCCCGAACUGUGGGGCCUACAUUGGAACAUACCGUGGCUAGGCUAGGUGUGUGUGUGUUUCACCGUGUGUGCCAUGUGUGACAAAACCAGCGCUCACCAGUAUCCCAUGUGCCCAAUGGUAUCCAAAAACUAUUAUUAUGAUAAUCCUGAGCCACACCGGCACCAGCGUGCCAAGUGCGCGAGUAUUGUGAUGUAAUUCCCACCUUUUUCCUUGCGUUUCUCCCGCUACCGCACGCAAAUCAAAAAGAAGAUUAAAUGCGUCACCCGUGUGGCCUAAGCAGAAGGUGGAAGAAGAGUUUACAAAAACUUGAAAAAAAAAGAAAGUGCGUGCAACGAUAGCAUAUUUGUAAGAGUAGGUCCGUAGGAAAAAUAAACAAAACAGAGCAAAAGAAGGAAAAAGAAAGAGAGAAAGAAAGAAAGAUAGA
Anopheles funestus (African malaria mosquito) is the source of this 1071-nucleotide messenger RNA. Its product is annotated as lipopolysaccharide-induced tumor necrosis factor-alpha factor homolog. Bases 211 to 687 code for a protein of 158 amino acids. The record is from RefSeq and is a predicted model, not a curated record. NCBI's taxonomy places the organism in Eukaryota, Metazoa, Arthropoda, Insecta, Diptera, Culicidae. Gene Ontology annotation, molecular function: zinc ion binding. The transcript has 4 exons.